AUGGCAAAAAGAAUGGAUAGAAAGAAAAUGGACCGUUUGAGAGAAGAAUGGUGUUCUUGUGUCUCCUCCCAUCGCUACAUUCUUUCUUUUCAUUUCUUUGCUUCGUUCCCUUGCUCGCUUUGUUCGCUUGUCUGGCAAUCUGGAACGCACUGGGCGACGAGCAACGAACUCUUCCUCCAGCAGCAGCGGGCUUUCUCCGCCGAGGCGGCCGCUCGAAGGAUCGCCGCCGCCGCCGCCGCCGCCCGCUUCGCCGCCCACAGCACCUCCAAGGACUUUUACGCCCGCCACCCAGUGCUGCAUUCACAGUUUCCGGCCGCCAACUUCUCGCCGUCCCAGGAGCUUCACAAGUUCGGGUUCCUUGAGUUUAACACGGGUGGCAGCGGCGGCGGCGGCGGCAACGGCAAUGGCGGCCUGGGGAGCAAGAACAAUUUGGAUCCGUGCUCCACCCGCUCCAGGUUCCGUGGAGUGGACGCUCACGUCGAUCCGCGCAACGUUCCCAGGAUCUGUGCUCACUGCGGGACGAGCUCCACGCCGCUGUGGAGGAAUGGUCCGCUCGGCCCAAAGUCUCUUUGCAAUGCUUGCGGCAUAAGGUUCAAGAAAGUCGGGAGACGCAGCCCGGUCACCGUUACACCUGUCACUGCAGCCGCGUGGAAUCAAUCCGGCAGCAGCUGCGAUGAUCUGGGAGGAUUCGCUAAGAGCAGGAGUGAUACAAAUCUGGGCGAACAGCAGCAGCAGCCAGUGAUCGCUGCGAUCCCACCAAAAACGUCUCUCGUUCACCCAGCUCAAGCUUAUCACGUCGACGACAAGCGGCUUUGCCGGAUGGAUCAAAACGCCGCCACCAUCGCCGCGAACGCGAGCGCAAUCGCUCUUCCAUUCGCCAAGGAGUGGAGCAGCAACGAUCAAUCGCCGUGCAGCAGCAAUGCCGUGGGCAGCAGCUGCAUAACUUGGCAGGACAGCAUGCCGCCGGCGGUGUGCGUUGAUCAGCCCGGCAGUGAAGAUUGUUCCAAGGCCAAGGUGUUUGCUCGUCCCGAUCCACACCACCACCACCACCACCAACACCACUCUCCUCUCGUGCUGGAUGCCGAGAUCAUACGGUCCGUGGCGCCGGUCAAGGCGGUCAGCACGGUCAGCGGGCACGGUCAAAGUAAGGAGGAACAAGGCAGGUUCUUGAGAAUGUCGCUCUGAGCGGGACUGCGAGCUCUCCAGUAGGCAGGCGGUGGGAAAGAAAGUAUCUCUUAUUAUAAUAUUUGGGAUUGGAAGCCACAGCGAUCACGCCUCGAUCGAUCGCUCGAUCCAUGGAUGGAUCGAUCAAAAAGAGUGUGGUGUAGCUUUCGAUCUGCCUGGAGCAAGGCAGGCAUUUUAAGAGGAAUUUUAACUAACUUUUGUUGGCUUUU
Molecule: messenger RNA, 1394 nt
Organism: Selaginella moellendorffii
Lineage: Eukaryota; Viridiplantae; Streptophyta; Lycopodiopsida; Selaginellales; Selaginellaceae
Exons: 3
Coding region: 1-1185 (394 amino acids)
Biological process (GO): regulation of DNA-templated transcription; flower development
Molecular function (GO): DNA-binding transcription factor activity; zinc ion binding; sequence-specific DNA binding
Source: RefSeq, a predicted model, not a curated record